Molecule: messenger RNA, 1715 nt
Organism: Cucumis melo (muskmelon)
Lineage: Eukaryota; Viridiplantae; Streptophyta; Magnoliopsida; Cucurbitales; Cucurbitaceae
Product: zeatin O-xylosyltransferase-like
Exons: 2
Coding region: 60-1505 (481 amino acids)
Molecular function (GO): UDP-glycosyltransferase activity
Source: RefSeq, a predicted model, not a curated record
CGCCGUAACGCUAGAAAAGAGAAAAACGCGAAGCCUAGCUCUCAGUUUUUUGUUAUACAAUGAAUAACGAAAACAACAACGCGGUAAAAAUUUCAAACGACCUUCCAAUAGUGGUUGUUAUGGUUCCUUUACCUGCACAAGGUCACUUGAACCAACUACUCCACCUCUCCCACCACAUCUCCACCUUCCACAUCCCAGUCCACUUCGUUGGCACUGCUACCCACAAUCGCCAAGUACAACUUCGUCGUGUUCACAACGGUUCCCAGAUCAGUAGCCACCCAUCAAUCCAAUUCCACGACUUUGAUAUCCCUCCAUUUCCCUCUCCUCCUCCCAAUCCUGCCGCACCCCAUAAAUUUCCCUCCCAUCUCAUUCCCUCAUUCAUUGCUGCUGCUCUCCAUCUCCAUCGCCCUCUCGCUGCUUUCCUACGCGCUCUCUCAUCUAAAGUGAAACGACUUGUCGUCAUCCACGACUCACUAAUGUCGUCUGCCCUACAAGAUGUCAACGCCAUUCCCAACACUGAAUCCUAUUGCUUUCACUCUGUAUCCGCCUUCACCGUUGCUCUUCAUAACUUGGAGCGUAAAGUGCGGUUUGCAAACGACGGACACAAAGAUGGUGAAAUAACAACGAUUUACCAACAAUAUUUUCCUAAAGAACUGAAUGUAGUGUCGACGGAAGAAUGUUUUCCAACAGAAUUUUUGGAGUUCAUUGGAUCUCAGUUUCGUCAUCUGCCAAAAAUGGGAGCUGGGAAAAUUUAUAACACUUGUAAAUUUAUUGAAGGAGAGUUUUUAGAGGUGAUUCAGAGGAUUGAACCUGAGUUUCGUCAUUGGGCUUUGGGUCCUUUCAACCCUCUCAAAAUCUCCAAGCCACCUUGUAGCCAUAGCUGCAUGGCAUGGCUAGACCAACAAGAGCCAAGAUCAGUGAUCUACAUCUCAUUUGGGACAACUACAACAAUGAAAGACGAACAAAUAAAAGAAAUAGCAAUUGGGUUAGCAAGAAGUGAUCAAAAGUUCAUUUGGGUCCUCCGCGAUGCAGACAAGGGAGACGUAUUCGAUGUCAACGAGAUUCGAAAGUCGAAUCUUCCAGAAGGUUAUAACAAUUUAAUUGGCGACCAAGGGUUGGUAAUAAAAGACUGGGCACCACAGUUAGAGAUACUGGGUCAUUGGGCGACAGGAGGGUUCAUGACACAUUGCGGUUGGAACUCAUGCAUAGAGAGCAUCACGACUGGGGUUCCGGUGAUUGCUUGGCCAAUGCACUCUGACCAACCGAGGAACACGGUGCUUAUGACUAGGGUAUUGUGUGUCGGGGUGGGACUCAAAGAGUGGCAACAAGAACUGAUAAUGGCAGGUGCUAUAGAGGAGGUCGUUAGGAAGUUGAUGGUGUCGGAGGAAGGGGCGAAGGUGAGGAGAAAUGCAGAGAGAUUAGGGAAUGUUGUGCGACAAUCGUUGGAAGAAGGCGGCGAGUCUCGUAAGGAAUUUGAGGCUUUUGUAGCUCAUAUUACUAGAUAAAUUUUAGUUCAAAUUGGAUGUGAGGGAAUCAAAGUUGUUUGUUUAUUGCAUCAAGUUUCACAAGUGUAUUCAUUUACAUAUUCUACUCUACAACUUAUUUUACUAGGUUUUAUUCUACAACAAAUAUUGUGUGAAACUUAUCAUUUGUAUUAGUUAAAUUCUUAUCUUUAUCAUAUAAUUAUUUGAAUCAAUUUCAACUCAUUAUCAUGA